This is a messenger RNA of Phascolarctos cinereus (koala), 2468 nucleotides long. RefSeq names its product nucleoporin 35 (gene NUP35). Gene Ontology annotation, biological process: nuclear pore organization; NLS-bearing protein import into nucleus. Lineage: Eukaryota; Metazoa; Chordata; Mammalia; Diprotodontia; Phascolarctidae. Gene Ontology annotation, molecular function: nucleic acid binding; phospholipid binding; structural constituent of nuclear pore. Gene Ontology annotation, cellular component: nuclear pore central transport channel; nuclear pore nuclear basket; nuclear membrane. The record is from RefSeq and is a predicted model, not a curated record.
GAAAAGAAAUGCUUUUAAUUAAAAAUAAUAGUUUAAAAACCAAACAAAAAGAUGGUAGCGGACUUUGUCCAUCCGGGUAACAGCACCCGCAGACAAAGGACUUAAGAGUCCCGCGCGGCAUUAAUCAGGGGUCUCAGCCGAAACUGCUCCGGCCCCUCCGCGUUCGGCCCAUUCAAAAAGCCAGCGCACCGGUGGCAGGGAGGGGCGAGGCCGCUGCCUUCGGCUCCGAGGGCCACACUGGACGCUCGGCCCCGCCUCGGUUCGCUCUCCCGCCCCCGGAUACGGAAGUGACGCAGUCCCGUCAGACCACGCGCCCCUUUCCGCGGGGAGCGUUUCCGCCAUUUUUGAAAAUCAGGAAAAGCCGGUGUGAGCGCCUCUUGUUGCCAUCAUGGCCGCCUUCGCCGUGGAGCCCCAGCCACCUCCGACAGGAGCUGAACCAAUGAUGCUGGGUUCACCUACUUCUCCAAAGCCAGGAGCAAAUGCACAGUUCUUACCUGGCUUUUUAAUGGGAGAUUUGCCAGCUCCAGUGACUCCACAACCUCGAUCUUUCAGUGGCCCUUCUGUAGGGGUUAUGGAAAUGAGAUCACCUUUACUUGCAGGUGGAUCUCCACCUCAACCAGUUGUACCGUCUCAUAAAGAUAAAAGUGGUGCUCCACCAGUUAGAAGUAUCUAUGAUGAAAUUUCCAGCCCAGGACUUGGAUCAACACCUUUAUCUUCAAGAAGACAGCCCAACAUUUCAGUAAUGCAGAGCCCCUUGGUUGGAGUUAUGCCAGCUUCCCCAGGAACAGGUUCAGGCGUGUUCAGUCCAGCAAAUAUUGGUCAGCCACGAAAGACUACUCUGUCUCCUGCUCAGUUGGAUCCCUUUUAUACUCAGGGAGAUUCCCUGACUUCAGAAGAUCACCUUGAUGACACUUGGGUAACUGUAUUUGGAUUUCCUCAAGCAUCUGCUUCCUACAUACUCCUACAGUUUGCACAGUAUGGAAACAUAUUAAAACAUGUGAUGUCUAACACAGGGAAUUGGAUGCACAUUCGUUAUCAGUCCAAACUUCAGGCCCGGAAAGCCUUAAGCAAAGAUGGAAGGAUUUUUGGAGAGUCCAUCAUGAUUGGAGUGAAGCCUUGUAUAGAUAAAAGCGUUAUGGAAAGCUGUGAUAGAAGCACCAUAUCUUCUCCAGGAUCAGCCUUCACACCACCAAUCAAAACCUUAGGCACACCUGUACAGCCUUCAAGUACUCCUAGAAUUUCUACCAUGAGACCUCUUGCUACAGCUUAUAAAGCUUCUACUAGUGACUAUCAGGUUGUUUCUGACAGACAAACUCCGAGAAAAGAUGAAAGUCUUGUAUCUAAAGCAAUGGAAUAUAUGUUUGGUUGGUAGUAUUAUAGAAAAGAAUUCCCUUGAGGGUGUUACACUAAAACCUGACUGGAGCUAGGAAUGCUCUGCCAGUUUCCUUUUGGUUAGUUAUAUAACCACUUUGGACAGGAUUUGGACUCUACAUCAGACUUUUUUAAUGCCUUUUUUUUUCCCCUUUAGGAGUACAGCAUAUUUGUAGCUUGCACUUUAAAUGAUGGAUGUGACAUGGUUUUAAGAAACUUCAGACAUUUGUAAAUAGGAAGUUACAAUGCUUGGUGUGAUAGGUGCAUGCUUAAUCAUAAAAAAGGCAUUGUUUACUGUAAGUUAUAUAACUCUUUGUGGUGAGGCUUUUUAAUCAUUUUCUCUGAAGGCAAUAGACUUCACGAAGAAGUAAAACUAUGUACUUCUGCCAGGAUACAUGGUGUACUUCUGCCAGGACACUUGGAUUAUAAUUGAACAGUUUGAAUUAUGGCCUCUUAAUUUGGAUACUAUUUAAUACUUUACCAUUGCCUGCAUAUGCCCUGUCAUGAAUUAUUCAGUGUGUUUCAGACAAGAAACAGCCCUUUUUUAACCUUUUAUUCAUGUUUCCUAAUAAUAAACUUUACAGAUUAUGUAGGCUGGGUCUUUUUCUGUAUGUGUUGAUUGUGUACAAGUAGUGUUAGGUAAUAAAUCAUAGACUUAGAAGAGAACUGUGCACCUUUAAGUUCAACUAGUCCAUUUUUGGCCCUUCCUUUUAUUGAUGAGAAAACUGAGGAUCCAGAAGUUUGUGAUUUGCCUAGGAUCACCUGAACCAGAUUUUGAUGAUAUCUUCUUAUUCUCCUCUUUGCUGUAUACUGCCUUCCCUAAUGCUUCUUUUAAGACACAAUUGUUCCUUAAAGAAAAGUAUUAGAGGAGACAGCAUAGCAUAAUGGGAAGAACUCUAGACUCUUGCUCUCGAAGGACCUGGGUUUGAAUCAAGAGAAUAUGUGUAAGGUCAGUGUGUUUAUCCAGAAUCAGAAUUUCAUGUAUAGAAAAUGUACCUAUGAUCUUUUUUUUUUAAACUUAUGAUCUUUAAUUGGAAGCUGUAUGUAUGCAUAAGAUUUUGUGGUAAUUUAAUACACUGGUGGACUGUUUUAACUGA